Molecule: messenger RNA, 1407 nt
Organism: Daucus carota subsp. sativus
Lineage: Eukaryota; Viridiplantae; Streptophyta; Magnoliopsida; Apiales; Apiaceae
Product: putative clathrin assembly protein At1g25240
Exons: 1
Coding region: 133-1320 (395 amino acids)
Biological process (GO): clathrin-dependent endocytosis; vesicle budding from membrane; clathrin coat assembly
Cellular component (GO): clathrin-coated pit; clathrin-coated vesicle
Molecular function (GO): 1-phosphatidylinositol binding; SNARE binding; phosphatidylinositol-4,5-bisphosphate binding
Source: RefSeq, a predicted model, not a curated record
GCCGGCUUGGUAGUUGGCUGUGGCCCAAAUUUACAAAUAUGAGUGACUUGUAAGCCAAUUGAUUUUUGGUUGAACUAGUAAAGGAACAAACAUACACAAACAUCAGCUCUGAUCUUCUCUACAAGACAGACUAUGAACCUCUGGAAAAGAGCUUCUGGAGUGCUGAAAGAUCAGACCAGUAUCUGGUUAACAUCUUUCUCAAAGAGAACAUCACAGAGGAACCCUGACAUCGAUGUCGCGGUCAUUAAAUCCACGAGCCACAAUGACUCCCGGGUUGAUUACCGGAAUGCUCAGAGAGUCUUUGCAUGGGUUCGGGUCUCACCUGCAUACCUCAAGCCUCUGGUAUUAGCCAUUGCUGUGAGAAUUCAGAAGACUCAUAGCUGGGUAGUUGCUCUCAAGGGCUUGAUGCUAAUGCACGGGGUUUUCUCUUGUAGAGUCCCUGCGGUCCAGAUGAUUGGGAGGUUACCAUUUGAUUUGUCUAGCUUCAAGGAUCGGCAUUUUAAGCACGGGGAGAAGCGGGAUCAUGAUACUUUUGUACAGGCUUAUUAUUGCUUUCUUGAUUGUAAAUCUUCAUUCUUGUAUGCACAUUCACAGGAGCAAUAUAAAGGACAGCUCAGGAAAGUUGCGGCAGAUCAGGAUGAACAAAAAACAUCAACAUCGAUGAUGCAGUGCCUUAAGUGGCUUCAAGAAAUGCAGGUUUUGCUUGAUAUGUUGAUGGAAAUCAAACCAAGAUCGGAGACCAUGGUGGAGAAUUUGAUUCUUGAAGCUAUGGAUUGCGUGAUCAUUGAGAUUUUUGAUGUUUAUAGUAGAAUAUGCAGUGGUAUCUCUGCAGUUUUGUUCCAAAUUUGUUCGGCUGGGAAGGUGGAAGCAUCAAUGGGACUCAAAAUUCUGCAUAAAGCAAACGUGCAGGGGAAAGAACUCUGUAUGUACAUUGAAUUUUGCAGAGAAUUAGGUGUUAAUAAUGCUGCAAACUUCCCGGGAGUGAAACACAUUGCAGAAGAAGAUAUAAGGAUGCUGGAGCAUAUUAUCAGCGAAGCUACGGAUAGAGGUAAUGAACAAAACAAUGAUACAGCAGAAGGAUCAUUAACUAUGGUGACACUGGAGUCCAAAAUAGACGAGCAAAAUGAGUCGGGCAGGCAUAGCUUGCAGACGAGAGUGACAGAGCAAUGGGAGGCCUUCGAUGAAGAUCAUUCAAAAUUUUUUGUGAUGGGAGAAGAAGUAGCCAAGUCGAGAGAAGAACACUUGAAGGCAUUGAUACCUUUGAUUGACAUUCAUGCUCAUGGUAAUAAAACAGAGUUCCCAAACCUCAUUAGUCUCUAACUAUACAACUACUCUAUUUCCUUUGGCAAGAAUCAAGAAUCAUAUACAAGUGUAUGUAAUUAUAUUAUGCUUGCAGUUUUUUCUUCC